UGUGUGGUAUUUUUAGUCCUUUAAUGAUUUUUUAAAUUGGCAUUUAUGUGACCAAAUGGGUUUUUUCAUCUUUUCCGUGCAAAUUGUUGAUGUGUGCUAUCACCUUCUUUUCCAGGCUUGUGAUUAACUGCUAUAUAUGAUUUAUGCUGUUUUCCAGCCUAAUGUUUCAAAUUAAUUGGCAGGCAUACUUGACAGAGGAGUACAAAUUGAUGGACUGGGUAUGAAGAGCUUCAUGACAUAUGAAAGCAAUGUUCUAUUUGCUCUUCGCUUUAUGAUUGAUUGCAACAUAGUUGGUGGCAACUGGAUUGAAGUACCUGCUGGAAAAUAUAAGAAGACAGCUAAACAUUUGUUAUACUGUCAGCUAGAGUUUGAUUGCCUAUAUUCAGAACUUAUCAGUCAUGCACCAGAAGGAGAAUUUUCCAAGAUGGCUCCAUUUCGCAUACUGAGUUUUGACAUUGAAUGUGCUGGUUGUAAAUGUCAUUUUCCCGAGCCUGGCCAUGAUCCUGUUAUCCAGAUUGCAAAUCUGUUAACUUUACAGGGAAAUACUGAGCCAUUAAUCCGUAAUGUCAUGACCCUUAAGUCAUGUUCUCCUAUAGUUGGUGUCGACGUGAUGUCCUUUGAUAUAGAAAGAGAAGUCUUUCUAGCUUGGAGGGGAUUUUCAUUUAUAGGUUCCUUUUCAUUUCACUCUUAUGGUGGGAGCUCUAGCCUCAGAAAACUAUUUCUCUUGCCAUAG
This is a messenger RNA of Humulus lupulus (European hop), 733 nucleotides long. RefSeq names its product DNA polymerase delta catalytic subunit-like. NCBI's taxonomy places the organism in Eukaryota, Viridiplantae, Streptophyta, Magnoliopsida, Rosales, Cannabaceae. Gene Ontology annotation, cellular component: delta DNA polymerase complex. Gene Ontology annotation, biological process: DNA-templated DNA replication; base-excision repair, gap-filling; DNA replication proofreading. The record is from RefSeq and is a predicted model, not a curated record. The transcript is spliced from 4 exons. Bases 221 to 733 code for a protein of 170 amino acids. Gene Ontology annotation, molecular function: DNA-directed DNA polymerase activity; 3'-5'-DNA exonuclease activity; nucleic acid binding.